UCUUCCCAGUCUCAAGCAGAUCUCCUCAUGUAGUGUAAUCUCACUUGCUUUAACAAAACCCGUAGCCAUACUCCAAUAAAAAAUGAAGUUUGCCCCUACGCUCACAAUAUACGCUACUCUAGCUGCAACCGCGCUGGCACACAGGAGAGAAUAUCUUCCUCGAUGCUCCACUAACUCAGUCUUACCAUGUGCGUGCCCUACGGGUACAGAUUACUGGGAAUCGUCUACUUGGUCGGUAAUGGGAGCCACUGCAAAUGAUGUCAAGGACUUGAUUAUGGAUUGUAAGUCGCUAUCUUCUUCGUCAAGGAAAGAAUACUGAAUGUGCAUUAAAAGACUAUGAAUGUGCAUGGCUCGGAGUCGUACCUUACGAAACUCGUGGUCCGAAUAAUAAGCCUGGUGUUUCGAUUCGUACUUCGUAUUUACCCACAAAAGUUGGCACCUAUAGUAUUACUGAAAAGGUACUUGCCAAAUGUUUCAAUGACAUAACCAAUAGUCUCUGGCGACGGAGUAAUGAAGUGCUAACCUCUCUUCUAAAUAGCUAACGGAUCUCAAAAUCGAUUCUCGUGGAGGGUUUAUCGAGAAAUUCGAACAACUCGCGUCUACGGUGCCCGUGGAAUACGAUUCCGGGAAUGGUUCUUUUAGUGGAUACUGGGUUACUCUCGAGAGCACAUAUAUUUUCAAAUAUGAAACGGCGAUAAGAUGGAGUAUCUAUGCCUGUGAGACAGGACACGCGCGAAGUAUGAGAUACCCAAUUUAUUAGCGGUGCUAGGGGAUACGGAGAUAUGCUAAUUUUAUUCUUCGAUGCAGAUUUUGCCGUCUUCCAUGAAAAUGCUUUGAAGAACGCGAGUAGUGUUUUGGCCGCGCAGGGGAAAAUCAAAGGUAUAAAUUUACAGCCUUACUCCGUUCAGAACUUUUAGAAAUGUUGAGGAGCAGCAUAUUUUGGAGCAAAUUCGUGCAUGAGUAGAAAUAAAUAUCAUUCAAACAAGCGAUGUCUAGAUACGUUAUGAAGAAGUGGAUAUAGUUCUCAGGGUU
Messenger RNA from Sclerotinia trifoliorum, 1032 nucleotides. The record is from the annotation of a GenBank genome assembly. Lineage: Eukaryota; Fungi; Ascomycota; Leotiomycetes; Helotiales; Sclerotiniaceae.